This is a messenger RNA of Staurois parvus, 1062 nucleotides long. The record is from the annotation of a GenBank genome assembly. Lineage: Eukaryota; Metazoa; Chordata; Amphibia; Anura; Ranidae.
ACAGCGAGUACUGGCACAGUGUGCAGAAAGGAUAUAAGCAUGGCGUUCCUGAAGAAAAGGAAACUUGACAGAACUGAGCAGGACAGUGAGUACUUCCAGUGUUACUCUGAUAUCACAGUUCAUGAAGAAAUGCUGUCGGACACCGUACGAACAAAUGCAUACAAGACAGCCAUAUUUCGCAGCCAGGACUGUUUCUUUGGUAAAACCGUGCUGGACAUCGGUGCUGGCACAGGUAUCCUUAGUAUAUUCUGUGCGCAGGCCGGAGCGAGUAAAGUCUACGCGGUGGAAGCCAGCACUGUGUCCCAACUGGCGUGCGACGUUGUAAAGCACAAUGGAAUGGAGGGUAAAAUAGAAGUGAUCUGCAACCCGGUGGAAAAUGCCGAUAUACCAGGUGAAGUAGAUGUUAUUGUCAGCGAAUGGAUGGGGUACAGUCUUAUGUAUGAAUCAAUGCUAAGCUCUGUGUUGUAUGCCCGUGAUAAAUGGCUUAAACCUGGUGGCCUGAUAUUCCCAUCCCUUGCGGAUCUCUUCAUUGUGCCUAUUAAUGACACCACAGUGGAGGAGCGGCUGGACUUUUGGAGCGGAAUGAAGGACGUGUAUGGAGUUGACAUGUCCUGCGUGGAAACGUUUGCCCGUAAAUGCGUCAUGAGUCAAGACAUGGCUGUGUGCCCAAUAUACCCUGAAAAUAUCCUCUCCCACCCUGUGAAGUUUGCCACUUUGAACCUUGCCACUAUCACACAGGAUGACAUUGCUACCAUCGCAGGUUCCUUCAGGUUCUGCUGCUAUGGUUCCUCCUUGAUGCAUGGAUUCGCUGUCUGGUUUGCUGUCAGUUUUCCUGGAGAGAAUAGACUUACGUUAUCUACAUCUCCAUAUGGUCAAGAGACGCACUGGAAGCAAACGAUGCUGUACCUGGAGGAAGAGGUACAUGUAGAGCAGGAUACAGAGAUUUCUGGAGACAUCCGUAUGUCACCUUCUGAAAACAAUGCAAGACACUUGUGUGUAUCUAUCACCUAUUCUAUAGGUGGAGGUGCCUGUAAGACAAGGAACUUCCAGAUGGGAAAUUGA